This is a messenger RNA of Rhizophagus irregularis DAOM 181602=DAOM 197198, 644 nucleotides long. RefSeq lists its product as uncharacterized. Lineage: Eukaryota; Fungi; Glomeromycota; Glomeromycetes; Glomerales; Glomeraceae. The record is from RefSeq and is a predicted model, not a curated record.
AUUGAAUACAAUGUUUAUACGUAAAUUAUGUAUAAUAUUGAUUUUAUCAGCCAUAGUCAAAAUUUCUAUCUCUUAUCGUCAAUAUCCACAACAUAAAGUUAAUUACAAAUAUCGUGGGUAUCUUAAAGACAUGAUUGAUUCGUGCGUUAAUUUUAUUGACUGGCAACAAAAUGUAGCAUAUAGACAAUGCUAUAAUUAUACGGAAUCAAGAAUGCUUAGUGGAGAAGAGACAUCUCCAUUUUGGUCAGUAGGAUACCAACUCUGUACUAAAGUAAAAAAUUUUCCUCAUGACCGUGUAUUAUGUACGGAUUCUUUUUUUUGGUGGGAUGACUUUGUAGGAAAAAAGUUUUGUGACGAUAUGCAUUUACAUAUAAAAGGUUUUGAUUACAAACUAAGUUGGACCCGCAACAAUAUCAAUGAAAACGAAAAUUGUGUUUAUCUAAAUUGAUUUAAAGUUUGCUUAUUAUAAUUUAAUAAUUGUUAUUCUUAAUUUAUAUUUUAUCUCAUUUUAUCAUACUUUGUUGCAAAAUUUUUUUUAUUUAAGUUUAUCGCUGAAAUUCGUAUUUUGUUACAGUACGAGAGUUUUAAUUUUAAAUUUAUCAAGUAGUUUAAUGUUUAACCCUGCAUUUUAUAAUUUCUGAGUC